Dibothriocephalus latus is the source of this 1083-nucleotide messenger RNA. Lineage: Eukaryota; Metazoa; Platyhelminthes; Cestoda; Diphyllobothriidea; Diphyllobothriidae. The record is from the annotation of a GenBank genome assembly.
AUGCGAAACUGGGUGUCCAAUGACCGCCGCGUGCUUUCACACAUCAGUGCGACCGAACUUUUUUCUAAUAUGCGAGAUAUUGCUGUCAAUACUCUACCAACUGAAAGAACUUUAGGGUUGCAGUGGGAUACGAAUUCUGAUAUGCUCACGAUAAGCCUCAACAUACCUAUGAAACUGUCGACUCGUAGAGGCAUUCUGUCUUGUUUUUCUUCUCUUUAUAACCAUUUUGGUUUCGUUUCUCCUUGGCUGAUACCGGGAAACGGACUGAAAUGGGAUGAGCAAUUAUCCGUCAACGAGAGAUCUCGAUGGGAAAACUGGAUCUCAAACUUACGGAGUCAAAAAAUGCUUCAGCUGGCUCGAUGUCUUAAACCCAAAGGCAUCAGCGAUCUACUGCAGACCGAAUUACACGUGUUUUGCGAUGCGUCAGAAGUAGCAUAUAGCGUAGUUGCUUAUGCUCGUUUCAGUAACGAAACACAGAACUUACACUGUUCACUCAUUUGGAAUUCAAAAGAACGACAGUUCAUGUUCAUGUUUUUAAGUCAAUGUGACAGUUUGGAUAAACUGGUUAACCGUUUUUCAAGUUGGACCAGGUUACAAAGGACCGUGGUCUGGCUCCUGCGUUUCAUGCAGUACAUUAUAGUUUCUGCUGGCAAGGCGCCUCAAGAGACAUUGAUGAUGGGCCAUAUUCGAGUCACGGAGAUGCGUCAGGCUACCAAUGGUUUGAUAAAGUACGUACAGUGUCAGCGCUUUACUCAAGAAUUAACUAUUCUCCAAUCUACUCAAAUGGAUGCUGAUGGUAGAAGAAAAACCGUACGAUCCAGUGGUUUGAGGCGCUUGUGUCCCGAUCUAAUUAAUGGUACAAUGCGCGUGGGAGGUCGCUUGAACUACUCGAGUUACAAUGAGUCGUUUAAGCAUCCUAUGAUUCUUCCAAACUGUCAUCCUGGGACAGAUUUAAUAAUCAACUAUUUUCACGAACUAGAAGAGCACCGCGAAGUGGCACAAGUAUUGGGGGCUAUCCGUCAAAAUUUUUGGAUCGUGAAGGGAAGCGCUUCAGUUAAACGUGUUCUUGGUGCAUGUUUAUAA